Asparagus officinalis (garden asparagus) is the source of this 423-nucleotide messenger RNA. Its product is annotated as B-box zinc finger protein 22-like. The record is from RefSeq and is a predicted model, not a curated record. NCBI's taxonomy places the organism in Eukaryota, Viridiplantae, Streptophyta, Magnoliopsida, Asparagales, Asparagaceae. The transcript is spliced from 2 exons. Gene Ontology annotation, cellular component: nucleus. Gene Ontology annotation, biological process: regulation of DNA-templated transcription; photomorphogenesis. Bases 1 to 423 code for a protein of 140 amino acids.
AUGUGUCCAUCGAAAACUGCUCAAAUGCUUAAAUUGUUAGAGGAUCGAGCUCUCCUCUGCAGAAACUGCGAUAUAGGGAUCCACACUGCGAGUGCCUACGGCUCAUCACACCAGCGAUUUCUCAUCACAGGGGUGAGAGUCGGUCUCCAGCACUAUCUCACUGACAACAACAGUAACAUUACCCCCAGUAGCAUCAACAACAAUGACAGAAGCAAUAGCAGCAGCAGCAACGGCAACAACAACAACAAUCAUAUAAUUCCUCAGGCAACAUCAAAUUCUUCGAUGACUAACGAGAAAGCGUGGAGUGUUGAUGCUAAUGAAGGGGACGGGUUUGGGGCUCAAUGGAUGUGGAAUGAAGUACUGUUUGAUAGUGCCGAAUUCAGUCAAUGUUAUGGUAUAUCUGAACCUGGCUCUUCAAGUUAG